Arabis nemorensis is the source of this 723-nucleotide messenger RNA. The record is from the annotation of a GenBank genome assembly. Lineage: Eukaryota; Viridiplantae; Streptophyta; Magnoliopsida; Brassicales; Brassicaceae.
AUGACGGACGCCCACACUGCCCGGACGAUCGUCGGAAUCAUCGGAAACGUGAUCUCGUUCGGCUUGUUCUGCGCUCCAAUACCAACGAUGGUGAAGAUAUGGAAGAUGAAAUCGGUGUCGGAAUUUAAGCCAGAUCCAUAUGUAGCUACGGUUUUAAACUGCAUGAUAUGGACUUUUUACGGACUCCCUUUUGUCCAUCCCGACAGUCUCCUCGUCAUCACCAUUAAUGGAACUGGUCUUUUCAUGGAACUCGUUUAUGUUACCAUCUUCUUCAUCUUCGCUUCCGCAUCUGUCCGCAGAAAGAUUACAAUAGCUAUGGUGAUCGAGGUGAUAUUCAUGGCGUUGGUGAUCUUCUGCACAUUGUACUUUUUGCAUACAACAAAACAAAGAUCUAUGCUUAUUGGGAUCUUGUGCAUUGUUUUUAACGUCAUCAUGUAUGCUGCUCCUUUAACCGUCAUGAAACUUGUGAUAAAGACAAAGAGCGUGAAGUACAUGCCGUUCUUCCUAUCAUUAGCCAACUUCAUGAACGGUGUCGUUUGGGUCAUUUACGCAUGUCUUCAAUUCGACCCCUAUAUUUUGAUUCCAAAUGGUCUUGGAUCACUAUCAGGAAUAAUCCAACUUAUAUUAUACGCUACUUAUUAUAAAACAACUAACUGGAACGAUGAAGACGACGACAAAGAAAAGCGCUAUUCGAAUGCUGAAAUCGAACUUGGCAAAGCUUGA